Molecule: messenger RNA, 1093 nt
Organism: Cryptotermes secundus
Lineage: Eukaryota; Metazoa; Arthropoda; Insecta; Blattodea; Kalotermitidae
Gene: Sh3beta
Product: SH3 domain-binding glutamic acid-rich protein homolog
Exons: 5
Coding region: 258-725 (155 amino acids)
Cellular component (GO): cytoplasm
Source: RefSeq, a predicted model, not a curated record
UUUGCCAAUUAUUGGUGGAGUAUCUAGCUUGUUUGUCUUUACAAGUGAUCAGCUUGCUGGAAAAAAAGCGAUUUGAGUAAUAUAACCGCACCAGGAGAAAGCAGAACUGAUAUAUGACAAAGAGAAAGGGAAAAGAAGGGGGGGAAAUAUAUAGUUAACUUACGUAGGUUGGUUGAUUGUGGGGUCUGUUCGGUCAGUUAGUGAUCGAAGUAGUUGCAACGUUUCGGAAGUGGUGCGGGCUACUACCGAAUAUUACCAUGGUUGUCAAAGUUUACAUUUCAGGGAUUUCUGGAAAUAAAGAGGUAAAGAAACACCAGCAGGUAGUGCUCAUGAUAUUGGACAGCAAGAAUAUUGAAUAUGUUGUAGUUGAUAUUACAGAACCUGGCAAAGAAAAUGAGAAGGAAUUUAUGCAGCAGAACAGUAAAGCAAAGGUGGCAAAGUAUCCUUUGCCACCACAAAUAUUUAAUGAGGAUGAUUACUGUGGAGAUUAUGAAGAAUUUGAUUUAGCAAAUGAAGUUGAUGAGCUGGAUAAAUUCCUAAAACUUUCAACAAGUGUGUCAACAUGUGAAAUAACACUGGGAAAGACGGCAGAUAGUAAGGAUUCUGCUGAAAAUGGAGAACUAAAUGGAAUUGCUUCCAGUAGGGAGAAUUCAGCUGAGAAAGAGAAAGAAGCCGUGGAAGAAGACUCAAAGACUGAAGAGGAGGAAGCUACUGAGGAAGAAUAAGAUCAUGCUGUGCUGAUUAACUGCUUGCCAAUGGGUGUCAUCAGCAAUGUUUGUGCAGCAGGAUUUAUGGAAACUGUGUCUUGUACUACACGAGUUUGCCUAACAGAUUGCUCAAAUUCCUUCUCACUAAUUGUAAUUGGUUUGAAUGGAUUACACACACAUAUAUAUAUAAAUAAAUCUGGAAAACAAUUCAUGUUCUACACACCUUGAAGAAGUAGCUUAUGUUUCUAUAAUAUUGUACAGUAAUUUACAUUGUAUUGUAGUUUAUAUCGUGUAUUAUUAAAAAGGAAUCAGCAAAUAUCAUGUUAUUCAUGCUAGAUGGAACACUUAUCCGUCAUUUAUGAAAAUAAAAUAGUGUGGACAAAUUA